This is a messenger RNA of Rhinocladiella mackenziei CBS 650.93, 1107 nucleotides long. RefSeq lists its product as uncharacterized. The record is from RefSeq and is a predicted model, not a curated record. The transcript is spliced from 3 exons. Gene Ontology annotation, cellular component: nucleus. Gene Ontology annotation, biological process: regulatory ncRNA-mediated heterochromatin formation. The coding region runs from base 1 to 1107 and encodes 368 amino acids. Gene Ontology annotation, molecular function: siRNA binding. Lineage: Eukaryota; Fungi; Ascomycota; Eurotiomycetes; Chaetothyriales; Herpotrichiellaceae.
AUGUUCCGCCGACUACCUCAUACUCUUCCACCAGACCCCUCAUUUCCUCCAGAUCUCGAAACACUGGGCUUCUUCAUCAAUGAGGAUGAUCAGAUCCGAAUGAUUAAGAACCCAACUCAGAAGUAUCAAUACCAGAUCAAUCGGAAUGACAGAGUCAAUCAGGUCUACAAAGAGGCAAACAAUGCUGCCGUUCGCAAGAUCAUUCGACAUCGGCUAUUUGAGUUAGCGUUGGAAACUGUGAGAAUCCCCUUGGGCGCAAGCGAAGGUGAAAAUCACGUUCCAAUCCUUGUCUCAAAGGACAUCGGAACCAAAGAUCGAGUCAUCGUCUUCUUCGGAGAACGAGCCUAUGAACCUGGACUUUUGUCCUGGCGAGUGAUCGGUGAAGAGGGUAUCAAAGUUGGGUCACUUCUCGAUUUUGUCGGUGCUGCCCUGUUUGGGCCGACUCCCACAUCCCAACAUGCAGGUCCAGGUAUCGUGAUCGCAAAUCCCUGUCAAUUACUAUGGUAUCGGGGUGGUGCCCGAGCGGUGUCCUCGAAUGAAUGGCUCAAUCUCCCUCGUGAAUCAGCGGUCCACGAGGCUUUCCGGGUAGAUGAAGUCAAAAACAAAAUUCCCGGAAAUCGAAACUACGAAGAGCACGUCCACUACAUCUUCGACCACGUCCUCCCUAUCCUGGUGAAACAGGAAGCCAGACUUGAUAUCAUCGGUCUCGAAUUUCCGGGUUCCGCAGUAGUUGAGUAUCUGUCUGCUCAUUGGGAUCCAUGGUCCUCUCGAAUCACUGGAAUAUCUCUCAUUGCUCCCCAGCACAAGAUACAAGAUCUCAUUGAUGAUGGAGCCCCCAUCGAGUUCGUCGAAUUCAUUUCGAAACGAUGUCGAGCCUAUUUCGUGUCACCUUCACGGUUGGAAAAGCCCAUAGAGGGCAGAGAAAGACUUGGAUGCAACUGCUACUCCAGCGGAGAAACAAUGUAUCAGGAUAGUGCCAUGGUCCGCUGCUGGGGGAGUGUCCUGGACUGGUUCAACAUGCUCCAUGCAAAUCCGGAAUACCAGGAGGUUGAAUUCUUGAGCAUCGAGGAUGGCAAAGCGGGGGAGGAAGCAAACUUGGGCUGGUGA